AUGAGCGAGAAGAAGGCAAACUAUCGGUGGCUGAUGGCAGCAAAGGCUGCGAUCAAGGGUGUGGGAACCAUCAUGGAACGGGAGGUUCUGCCCAGGAGUGACGGACGCGACAUCGAGAUCAAGGAAGCACUGUUCGUGCCAAGUAUGAGCAAGGAUCUGCUUUCGGUACUGCAGAUCAACAAGGGUCGCAAUUUCCAAGUCGUGUUCGAUGGCUCCAAGAUACAAGUAACGCGCAAGAAUUCCAAGCAAGUUGUGAUGACAGCGGAUCCCGUCGACGGAAUUCACUGGCUGCGGACUCCUCAACGAUCGACUAAUGCAGCGACACACAAUGGGGCCAUCGACUUGCGCACGCGCAUGGGUCAUGCAUCCCUCGAUGCUCUGCGCAAGAUGAUGGCCACCGGCAUGAUCAAGGAAGCCAAUGCACCUCUCUCAUCAACUGGGCAAAGUGUGUGUCGCGGUCUGCCGAGUACGGGACUCCCAGCAUCACUCCCAGUUUCGGUCGUCAAGCUUUUUACCGAUCAACAGGUUAUGAGCCCAAGCACGAUGUCCUCUGCUCAUGAUGCCACCACCAAGAUCUCCAUCGACAAGUUCGACGGCGACAACUACGCGACGUGGAGCCGCUACAUGCGUGGCGUGUUCCUGACCAAGUCGGCGUGGCACGUGGUGAACCGGGAGACCACCCCCACCUUCGCCGAUCCUCGCGCCAGUGACGACUACGUCAAGACGAACAACAUUGCGUUCGGCUUAAUGCUGCUGCACAUGAGCGCGGAUUAUCAUCACGUGGUUGAUGACUGUGAAGAGGCGUGGGUCGCGUGGGCGCGUUUGAAGACGCUGUACGGCGGGUCGCAGAAGGCUGGACGCAUCUACUUGAAGCGCCAACUUUUCAGUAUGGAGAUGGCAGAAGGCGGCAAUGUGUUGCAUCAUUGCAAUGAAGUCCUCAACAUCAGCGCGAAGCUGGCUAGCAUCGGCGCCAAGAUGGAGGACGAGGACGUUGCGAUCUGCUUACUGCGCAGUCUGCCCAAGAGUUUCGAGAACGUGGUUCUCAACUUGGAGAUGAGCAGCGCAGAGCUUCAAUCGCGGGACGUCGUGAAAGUGCUCACGAACGAGCAUGUCAAGCGGCAAGGUGCGAAGGCUACGGCGGUGAAGACUGAAGACGCGGCCAAGGCGUUCAGUACCGAGCGUGAACCCCACCAAUGCACGUACUGCGGAAAAUUGGGGCACACGGCGGAGCGGUGCUGGACCAAGCAGAAGGACGAAAAUCAAGGUGGAGCUCGACGCGGCGGCAACAAUGCUCGUGGACGCGGAGCCAACAACGUUCAGUGGCGAACCAACAACAGCAACGACGACAACUACGAUCGAGUUGCGUUCGCGGUUUCGCUGGAGGCUGGACUUUCGACGGGCAAGAAUAUGCCAGGUAUGUGGGCAGUCGACAGCGGUGCGACGCAUCACAUCUGCAACGACAAGGCCAAGUUUGCAAGCCUGAAUGAGCGAGAGGAAGGCGAACUAUCAGUGGCUGAUGGCAGCAAGGCUGCGAUCAAGGGUGUGGGAACCAUCAUGGAACGGGUGGUUCUGCCCAAUGGUGACGAACGCGACAUCGAGAUCAAGGACGCACUGUUCGUACCAAGUAUGAGCAAGAAUCUGCUUUCGGUGCCACAGAUCAACAAGGGUGGCAGGUUCCAAGUCGUGUUCGAUGGAUCCAAGAUGCAAGUGAAGCGCAAGAAUUCCACACAAGUCGUGGCAACAGCGGAUCUCGUCGAUGGACUUUACUGGCUGCGGACUCCUCAACGAUCGGCAAAUGCAGCAACACGCAAUGGGACCAUCGACUUGCAUGCGCGCAUGGGUCAUGCACCCCUCGAAGUUCUGCGCAAAAUGGUGGCCACUGGCAUGAUCAAGGACGCCAAGGCACCUCUCAACUCGACUGGUCCAAGUAUGUGUCGCGGUUGCCAGCAAGGAAAGAUGGUCCAAAAACCAUUCCCAACCAACCGUGACAAACGCCAAUAUGGUGUGUUCGAGUUGCUGCACUUCGACAUCUGCGGGCCAAUGGAACAAGUCUCGAUCGGCGGCAGCAGAUACUUACUGCUUGUGGUUGACGAAGCUAGCGGUUGCAUGAAGGGCUUCUGUCUGCGGUCCAAGUCUGAGAGUGAAGACUGUAUCAAGAACCACAUCAUCAAGAUUCAAACUCAGUUCGGCACGAAGAUCAAGUUUGUUCGGCACGAUGGAGCGCAUGAGUUUGCGACCAACUCCAUCAAGACCUUCUACGAAGAUCAUGGUAUUGAACAACAGAUCACGGUGCCGUAUGCACACCAGACCAACGGCACCGCAGAACGCGCGAUAAGGACCAUCGUCACGAUCGGACGCAGCUUGUUGCAUCAUGCAAAACUGGAGAAGUGUUUCUGGGCUGAAGCGGCAAUGACGGCGAUCUACAUCAAGAACCGCCUGCCUUCACCCAAGAUCGACCACAAGACUCCGUUCGAGAUCGUGUACAAGUCGAAACCAAGUGUCAAGCACAUGCGCGUGUUUGGAUGUCGGGCGUUUAUCCUGACACCAAGGGAGAAGCGAUUGAAGUGGGACCCGAAGGCUCGUGAAGGGAUGUUCAUGGGCUACGAAGAAGCGUCAAAAGCUUAUCGAGUGUACGACAUUGAGGCGGACCAAGUGGUGAUCAGUCGUGACAUCACCUUCGACGAAUCGACUUUUGAUUUUUCGAUGGACCGACCAAGUGACGAUGAUGAAGAUGCGGAGUUGGACCUCGACCUCCUGGCGAUCAACGAGGACGACGUGCUUCAAACCGUCUACAAGCAGACUGGCAAGCGCAAGAGUGAAGCAAGACCCGGCAUGUCACGUCCAGCUCGCCCUCGAACUGGGUUGGAACAAGCAAGUGCACCGGCACACGUCUCCAACCGUCACCAGAAACGACGAUCAAGUGCUCCAGAAACGAUGUCUGAUGACGAAGAAGAUGCAAGCGUGUACGAUCAAGAUGACGACUCGACGCCUCCAACAUUUUGGCGUGCAAGUGCAAACGCAGUGGAAGCAACGGACCUAGCAGAAUCUGUGACUUUUCAAGAUGCGAUCAAUGGUCCUGAUCAAGCUCACUGGCAAAAUGCUGUGAAGGCGGAACUCAAGUCGAUGCAUCUUCGUGGAGUUUUCCGUGCGGCAAAACUGCCAAGAGGCCAAGGCGCGAUCGGCACCAAGUGGGUGUUCAAGAUCAAGCGCAAAGCGGAUGGAUCGGUCGAGAAAUACAAGGCGCAUCUCGUUGCCAAGGGCUUCAAGCAGAAGUACGGCAUCGACUACACAGAGACGUUCUCGCCCGUGGUCAAGUACGUGACACUGCGUAUGGUGAUCGCGAUCACCAAGUAUUUCGACUGGCCACUGGACCAACUCGAUGUGGUGACAGCCUUUCUCUACGGAGCGAUGAAGGAGAAGGUGUACUGCGUGAUACCAGAAGGCGUCGAGAUGGAUGGCGACUUCGACUGUCUCGAGUUGGUGAAGGCGAUCUACGGUCUCAAGCAAGCUUCACGUGUGUGGAACGAGACUUUCGACGAGUUCGUAUGCUCCAUCGGUUUCGAAGCGUCGGCGUUCGACCCAUGUCUCUACAUCAAGAUUGUCGACGGUCACUGUGUGCUCGUGCUGGUCUACGUGGAUGACGUGUUGGUCACCGGCAGCUCGCUCGAGUUGAUUGCGCAGACGAAGGCCGACCUCAAGACACGUUUCGAGAUGACCGACAGUGGCAAGUGUACUUUUGUACUGGGCAUCGAACUGGUGGACGAAUCGGAUGGCAGCGUGACGAUGUGCCAGCGACGGUAUGUCAACGACAUCCUCAAGCACUUCGGCAUGGAUGAGUGCAAGGCCACAGCAAGUCCGGUCAACUUGAGCACUCGGCUUGUCGCAAGCACCGAAGCGGCCAAGAUCGACGUUCCGUUUCGUGAAGCUGUGGGAGCUUUGAUGCACUUGACGACUGCGACGCGCCCGGACAUUGCGUAUGCUGUGGGGUACGUCUCGCGCUUCAUGGAGAAUCCGCAGCAAGAACACUGGGUUGCAGUUAAGCGCAUCUUUCGUUACUUGCAAGGGACCAAGUCGCACAGACUCCGCUUCCAGCCAAGCGACAAGAUCGACUUUCGUGGCUACUCGGACGCGGACUGGGCCGGCGACCACGCUGAUCGCAAGUCGACUUCGGGUUACACUUUCAUGCUGAUGGGUGCUCCUGUGAGUUGGGGAAGCAAGAAGCAGUCAAGUGUGUCGCUGUCGACGAGUGAAGCGGAAUACAUCGCACUGAGUCUGGCCAUCCAGGAAGGCAAGUGGGUGCAUCGCCUGCUAUGCGAGAUUUUGGCGGCCGCAAACGAACCAGGACCGGACCUCGUCAUCCGUGAAGACAACCAGUCGUGCAUCAAGAUGACGAAGAAUCCGGUGAAUCAUGGCCGCGCCAAGCACAUCGACAUCAAGUACCAUCACAUCCGUGAUGAGGUCAAGCGCGGUGAAGUGAAGCUCGAGUAUUGCGAGACUUCCGUGAUGAUGGCGGACAUCAUGACCAAGGGACUUUCGGGACCUCGUCACAAGGACUUGACGACGGCUCUCGGCAUUCGUGCGAGUUCGGAUUGA
Peronospora matthiolae is the source of this 4593-nucleotide messenger RNA. The record is from the annotation of a GenBank genome assembly. NCBI's taxonomy places the organism in Eukaryota, Oomycota, Peronosporomycetes, Peronosporales, Peronosporaceae.